UUAGACAAAGUGAUACAUUUAUAUAUUGUGAACAUAGCACUAAGACUUAAAACUAGUUGCUUAUGUUGGUCAUACGGGGAUGACUCCACUUCAUUUCUUGUUCUUUUCCUUCUUGUUUUCUCUCAUUCUACUGAUUGUUACUGCUGGGAACCAUGAGAACUGUCCAAGCUCCUUUACUUGUGGAAAACUUGGGACUUUCCGGUACCCAUUCACCAUGGCAGAGCAUCCUGAGUGUGGGUUGUUACCCAUUCAAGGCUGCCUCCUCAAUGCUACUUCACCUAAAUUGAUCCAACUUGGCAACAAUAGCAAAAGCGUGAACCUUACUGCUGUAGUGGAGACCAAUAAGAUCAUUACAAUCUAUGAUGAUGGUUUCCACACAAGUUUGGAUCACAAUGAAUGUGAUACUUUGCACAAUAAUUACACCCUUCCUCCACCUUCUCCACUUUUGUCUAUGUAUAUUAAGUACAAUGUAACUCUCUUCAAAUGCAAUCACAACCCUAGUACCAAGCCCCCUUCCAAUUAUGUUAAUCUAGGAUGCCGCGCCCACUACGGCUAUGAAAUCUAUUAUGAUAGAGAAAAUACCCAUCCUGAUCAAGAGGCUGCCGGAGUUUUUUCCGGCUGCUCGGUUGUCCAGUUUGCUUCAAAAGACUCCACCAAUACCAAAGACGUUUUGUCCUUCGUUUCUGCUGAGAUGGUUCUUGAAAUAGUAUUAUCUCAUGACUGUGAUGACUGCUUCAAUCACAGAGGAGGCCUUUGUAGACUUGACAACAAUAACCACUUUUACUGCCACUUAGGUAACAUUAGCACCAUUAUUUAUAGCAUCUUUUUAGCUUUACUGAGUUAGUUUAGUUAAUUUGUAAAGUUCACUUCAUCUGCAGAGCCCAAGAGCAGUAAAGCCUUGAAGAUCGGACUCGGAAUAGGUUUAGGUGUUGGUGUCACCCUGCUAUGCAUUUUGAUCCUUGUCUACUUGUUUAGACGAAAACAUGCUCCUUCAGAUCUUCAAUACCAAUCAAGAAGCACACACAGUGACUUGAAUGAUCUCUCUAGAAAUCCAGACCCAGAAAGCGGAAGGGACUACUUUGGAGUCCCUCUCUUCUCUCACGAGGAGCUCAGUGAAGCUACAAAUAAUUUCCACCACUCCACCCAAGUUGGACAUGGAGGCUUUGGAACCGUUUACUAUGGAAAACUGCGAGAUGGACGGGAAGUUGCUGUGAAGCGCCUCUAUGAUCACAACUACAGGAAAAUGGAACAGUUUAUGAACGAAAUUGAGAUCCUUACUGGCAUGCGCCACAGAAACCUUGUGUCCCUCUAUGGUUGCACCUCACGCCACAGUCGAGAAUUAUUGCUUGUGUAUGAGUAUGUUUCAAAUGGAACUGUUGCUGCUCAUCUCCAUGGUGAUUUAGCAAGGAGUGAAACACUGCCAUGGAACAUAAGGAUGAAGAUUGCCAUUGAGACUGCAAGUUCAUUGUCAUAUCUCCAUGCCUCUGACAUCAUUCAUCGUGAUGUUAAAACCAAUAACAUUCUCCUUGACCACCAUUUUUGUGUUAAGGUUGCGGAUUUCGGCCUUUCAAGACUCUUCCCCAGUGAUGUAACCCAUGUCUCCACAGCACCACAAGGGACUCCAGGCUAUGUUGACCCUGAAUAUUACCGCUGCUACCAGCUUACUAGCAAGAGUGAUGUUUAUAGUUUUGGAGUGGUGCUUGUUGAGCUUAUAUCUUCUAAGCCUGCUGUUGAUAUGGAUAGGCAUAAGGAUGAGAUUAACUUGUCUGAUUUAGCCAUAAACAAGAUUCAAAAGAGUGCAUUUAGCGAGCUGGUAGAUCCUUCUCUUGGUUUUGAUUUGGAUAGUGAGGUAAAGAGGAUGAUAGUUUCCGUGGCAGAAUUGGCUUUUCAGUGUUUGCAACGGGAUAGGGCAUUGAGGCCUUCCAUGGAUGAGGUUUUAAGGGCGCUGAUCAUUAUUGAAAGUGGGAAGAUUAAGGAUGAAGCUGAAGAGGUAGAGGCACAUGUACAUACACCACCAUCCCCGGAUUUGAAUGAUGCUGCUGAAAGAAUAAAGUAGAUCCAAUGUCAGCGGUUAAUAUGAGUUACAGAGCCAUAGCUUGGGGAUAUGUAUCAUGCUGAUUGCUUGACUGCAUUGUUACAUAUUCUUGGUCCCGUACAUAACACUCACUUUGAUGCUUCA
This is a messenger RNA of Arachis duranensis, 2179 nucleotides long. RefSeq names its product LEAF RUST 10 DISEASE-RESISTANCE LOCUS RECEPTOR-LIKE PROTEIN KINASE-like 1.1. The transcript has 3 exons. Lineage: Eukaryota; Viridiplantae; Streptophyta; Magnoliopsida; Fabales; Fabaceae. The record is from RefSeq and is a predicted model, not a curated record. Gene Ontology annotation, biological process: protein phosphorylation. Gene Ontology annotation, molecular function: ATP binding; protein kinase activity.